GCAAGGAAGAAGGUUUCUCUGCAUUACAGCUUGUGUACGGAAGGAAGGAAAACGCAGCAAGCAGGCCAGCAAGCUGUGGUUUCCACGGCACAGAAACAGCAAGGAACUCUGUAACGGGAUGGAGCCAUAGCUUAGUGGCAGAACACAUGCUUUGCUUGCAGAAGGUCCCAGGUUCAACCUCCGGUUAUAGCUAUCAGGCUGGGAAAGGCCUCUCUCUACCCAAGAUCCUGCGGAGCUGUUGCCGAUCAGAGCAGUCACUACUGGGCUAGGCGGAUCAAUGACCUGACUCAGUAGAAGGCAGCUUCACAUGUUCACCAGGAAUAUCCAUAUAGCACAGUGGUGUGGCAUCUGCUUUACCUGGCAGCAUCUCCAGCACAGAAAAAAUGAAAUUGUAUCAGAAGCUGACGACAGAUGUCCCCCAGAUCACAGAGGCUGGCGAGGAGGCCGCCGACGGGAAACCGCUGUGCCAUCAGAAGGUGUCCACUUGGUGGCUGGGCGGAGGUCUCCUGAUGGUGGCUGCCCUGCUCAGCGGGGUGACCGUGUGGGUUCUUGGGCAGAUCUGGUGGGGUCAGCACGGAGUCCCUCCGCUGGCCAAGUGCCUCUCCAUUGCCCAAGACCUGCGCUUUGACUGCUACCCGGAGAGGGCCAUGGUGGUGACGCAAGAACUUUGCGAGAGCCGGGGGUGCUGCUUUGUCGAGAGCGACCGGCCCUCGGGCAGCGCGAAAGGGGUGCCGUGGUGCUUUUACCCCCCUGACUUCCCCAGCUAUGCCUUGGGGAGUGUGAAUGAGACGGAUCUAGGGGUGGUGGGUUUCCUGACCAGGAAGACCAAGGCCUAUUAUCCGCGAGAUAUCGAGAAGCUGCAGCUCAGCGUGGAGUACGAGACGGAUACCCGGUUGCAUGUCAAGAUCACCGAUGCCAGAAGUCCUCGGUACGAAGUACCCCUCGAGGUUCCUCGGGUGACAAAGAAAGCGGAGAAUCCUGCCUACGCCGUGGAGUUCUCCAAGGAGCCCUUUGGGCUGAUAGUUACACGCCGAGCUUCCGGGACAGUUCUGUUGAACACCACAGUGGCUCCCUUCUUCUUUGCAGACCAGUUUCUCCAGAUUUCUACUGUCCUCCCAUCAAAAUUCCUUUAUGGCCUUGGAGAACAUCGGAGCAACUUCCUACACGAUCUGGAGUGGAAUACCCUGACGUUCUGGGCACGGGAUGUUCCUCCUACGGAGUCCUACAAUCUGUAUGGCGUUCACCCAUUUUACUUGCUCAUGGAGAAUGACGGAGCUGCCCAUGGGGUUUUCCUCUUGAACAGUAAUGCAAUGGAGGUGGCACUACAGCCAGCACCUGCCCUUACUUGGAGAACCAUUGGAGGAGUUCUGGAUUUUUACAUCUUUUUGGGACCAGACCCCAACUUGGUGGUCCAGCAGUACCAGCAGGUAAUCGGUUUUCCAGCCAUGCCCCCUUUCUGGGGCCUGGGCUUCCACCUUUGCCGCUGGGGCUAUGGGACCAGUAACGAGACCUGGCAGACGGUUAAGGCCAUGAGGAAUUUCCAGAUCCCCCAGGAUGCCCAGUGGAAUGACAUUGACUACAUGGACGGCUACAGAGACUUCACCAUGGACUCCCAGAAGUUUGCCACUCUCCCGCAGCUGGUGGAAGAUCUUCAUAAGCACGGACAGUACUACGUCAUGAUUCUGGACCCUGGGAUCAGUAGCACUCAUCCUCCUGGUUCCUAUUGGCCGUAUGAUGAAGGCUUGAAGCGUGGCAUCUUCAUCAACACCACCCAAGGGAAAACGCUAAUAGGGCAGGUAUGGCCUGGCCUCACUGCUUUCCCAGACUUUUCGAACCCAAACACCCAUCAGUGGUGGCUGGAGAACCUGAACCAUUUCCAUUCUCUUGUUCCCUUCGACGGCCUUUGGAUUGACAUGAAUGAGCCAUCUAACUUCAUGGAUGGUUCGGUAGAAGGCUGUCUCCAAGGGGAACUGGACCACCCGCCUUACGUGCCUGCCAUCCUGGGAAGCUCCCUGUCUGCCAAGACCAUCUGUGCCUCAGCCAGGCAGUGCACGUCUAUGCACUACAACCUACACAACCUCUAUGGGCUGAUGGAAGCCAAAGCUACCGCUAGCGCUCUGAUCACCCUCCGGGGGAAGCGGCCCUUUGUCAUCUCCCGUUCCACCUUCCCGAGCCAAGGCAAAUAUUCCGGACACUGGCUGGGCGACAACAGGAGUGAGUGGAAGGACAUGGUCUGGUCCAUCCCAGGCCUGCUGAGCUUCAGCCUCUUUGGGAUCCCGCUGGUCGGUGCGGACAUUUGUGGGUUCUCGGGCUCCACCUCCGAGGAGCUCUGCACACGCUGGAUGCAGCUGGGAGCCUUCUACCCCUUUGCGCGCAACCACAACACCCAGAACGAGAAGGCUCAGGACCCCACGGCUUUCAGCCCCAAAGCACGGACGGCCAUGAAAGAGGUGCUGCAGACCCGCUACAGCCUGCUACCGUUCCUUUACUCCCUCUUCCAUCGGGCUCACCUACAAGGCGACACAGUGGCGCGGCCCCUCUUUUUUGAGUACCCAAAGGACGUGGCCACUUACGCCAUAGACAAGCAGUUCCUGUGGGGGCGGGGCCUGCUGGUGACCCCAGUGCUGGAGGCUGGCGCCGAUUCGGUGAGCGGCUACUUCCCGAGAGGCGUGUGGUACGACUUCUACACGGGCUCUUCGGUGAACAGCAGCGGGGAGACCCUGAAAAUGGCAGCCCCUCUGGACCACAUCAACGUGCAUGUCCGCGAGGGGACCAUCCUUCCCACUCAGAAACCCGGGACCAGCUCUUGGGUCAGCAGCAGGAACCCCCUGCGCCUGAUCGCGGCCUUGUCGCAGAAUGCCAACGCCUGGGGAGACCUUUACUGGGACGACGGCGAGAGCCUGGACACCUUUGCCAAGGGCGACUAUUCGUACCUGGUGUUCAACGUCACCCAGAAUACUUUCAUUUCCACUGUCCUGCAUUCCAACGCACAAGCCACCUCCGUCGCCGUGGACAUGCUGACCGUCUACGGAGUCCAGAAAGAGCCACAGACUGUCGCUGUCAAUGGCAAAGAGACGCCAUUCGCUUAUCUGCCAAACCAGGUUCUCACCGUGAGCGAUCUCCGGCUCAACCUCAGCCAGGGUUUCUACAUACGAUGGAUGUGAUUGCUAAUAAAGUUUCCUCCGCCCCAACCGGAUGAAUGUCCUCUGGCGAGCAGAAUCGUCUGUUGCGUGUGCCCAUGCGGGGCCUCCCGAUGGGAUUGCCACACGGAGGGUCUGUAUGACUGCACCUCCUCUGCCAAGGUUCACCUCCGCCUCCUCCUGGCAUCUACUUGGGGAGGAACCCGUGGCUUCAUCACCGCUGCUCCCACUCGUUUACAUUUCCACCCCGAUUCGCCCGUAUCGCCUCUAUGCUUGCCUCGGUGGGAGUCGUGCUUGCACGUCGCCAGACAUCCCACAAUCUACCUUGCCUGUCGGGAGAAUGUUCUGAGGUUUUGUCAGGAAAGCCUCGAUCCCUGGGCUAGACCUCCUGAGGUGCAAGAUGUUCCUAAUGCCGCCCUGGAUUGCUGGGUGCUGGGGUCUCCAGCCAAACUCUCCCCCUCACUCAGUGGUAAGACACAUGUUUAUGCAUGCACGCCGUCCCACAUCCAGCCCCUGGCAUCUCCAAUGGCAAGGCUGAGAAAAGGCCUUAAGGCUCUGUGGAUUCUCCAUCCGACGGUCCUGGGAGAAAUGGGCCAUCCGCCUCGAAGUGGCUGAACCUGGAUCCUCAAGUGCGAUGGGGAUUAACUAAGCCAGAGUCCUUGCUGUCCGCGACUGGAACUAGAGCUGUCCCGAACAGAAACCGAAGACACGACUCUGGUGGCCAGGUCGAAGGCCCCGCUCCUAGCGUUUGUACCCGACCUGCCCAAUCCGGAGGCUUCGUGCUGCCUGCCAAUCAGAGGAGCUGAUGUUGCAUUUUGCAGUUCCUUGGUGCGCCUGUAGAGGGCUCUGAGGUCGGGGUAGGUAUGGUAGAUCACCCGGUUAAGCCCCUCUCUCAGAUCCUGAAGUUCUCCAUUCAGACCCUCAAUUUCCAGAUGCGGCUCCUUCUACAUUGAUUGGGCAUCAAAGAUGAAUGCCACAUUUGCCUGGGGCCUUGGUCAAACCCACAAGGCCACCUGGGUCGGUGCGGUUUUUCACCCUGUAAAACUUCUGCCUUUGCUCACGGCCAGUUAUUUGAACAAGUUGCUGGUUGUGCUCUGAAGUUCCUUUCCAGCACUAUCAGUCCUGCCAGCCCAGCUUCCGCUCAUGAGAUGCCGUGCCCUCAAGUCACGAGGAGCUCCAGUGCUCUGUGUGCCAUUGUCACAUGACACACACACACUUAUCCAGGGCUGGCUUGGGGCAUUUGUCCUCGCUGGAGGGGCUGCAUUGCAUUGCAUGAUGGGAGGUUUUGCGGGGACAUAAUUCUGUUAUGCACAGUGCCAGCUCUUUGGGGUAGGAAGUUGGUCUUUCUAGCAAGCACCAAUUGUCCCUUUUCUUAAGCAGGGUCCGCCCUGGAUUGGUGACUGUCUACAUAUGGACAGAGUCUGCUGUAACAUAUUCCCCUUAGGGGAUGUGGCCAUCGCUCAGUGGGAGAGCAUCUGUUUGCAUGUGCAGAAGGUCCUAGGUUCAAUCCCUGGCAGCAUCUCCAGUAGGUCUGGGAGGAGAGACUCCUGCCUGCAACCUCGGAGAGCUGCUGCCAGUCAGUGUAGACAACGCUGAGCUAGAUGGACCAAUGGCCUGACUCUGUAUAAGGCAGGUUUCAGUGUCCCUAAACAUGCAUGCUACCAUGUCAGUGUCCUGCUUGGGUUGCCUAGUAGGACAUCUUCCGCCCAGCUCUAAACUCGCCCUCAGCGUGAAUGUCUACUCCAAGUCAAUUGCACUACUUUCCCCCCCUUUUCAUUUUCUAUGCCCACUUGAGGCCGCCCCUCUCUCCCAGACGCUAGGACAGGGGUCCAGCAAUUCCUAGUGGUUCCACAUGAUGCAGAUUUAAAUGGCGGCAUAGACGUUAACUGCACAUGGUGUACGAAGGUACCGCCUCUUCCUGGGCCCUUGGCGAAUCAAUUUCCUUGGGAGGCUCCCGACUCACCCCACUGGCCAGUCUAGUCUGAGCUGGGGGUGCCAGCCAGUGUCUCCUCCAACAGGGAUUCCCAGACGUUGUGGACUACAGCUCCCAGAAUCCCCAGCUGCAAUGGCUUUUGCUUGGGGAUUCUGGGAGUUGUAGUCCACAACGUCUGGGAAUCCCUGUUAGAGGGACCACUGGUGCCAGUUGCUGCCCCUUCUCUGUCUCAUUGGGCUGAGUCAUGCCUGGCUUGGGAUGCCUGCUCGAGAGAGGGAUUCUCCCCACACACCGACUGCCUUUGGGCUGCUCCCAGACUGUCCCAUUUCCCUCUUAUGUGAUGCUUCGCCAUAGCUUGCCUUUCAGUCCGUCCUGUCCCCUUGCCUUUCCCGAAGCCGCGUUACAGUGGCUUGCUGCUUUGGAAACAGCACUAAUGAGGGUUGUCAAAUGAGUUUUCGGUUGGGCAAUCUGCCUUUUAACCGAUCCAGUUUAAAGAUAUUUCGAUUGGAUGGAAACCUUCACCGAGGCCCCUUCCUAAGCUCACGGAAGAGAGAACGGCUGCUUUGAAUGCCAAAAUCUACCCUUUCGUUGUCAGCAGGAAAAGACCAUCUUUAAUAUUUUCUUUUCCUUCAUUCUGCCUUACAGUCACAGUCGUAAGCCAAAAAUAAGGAAGUUUGCCCUUCGUUUUGAAGCCCACCGAUAAACAUUUGCCACCCUCUGGUCCUGUUGCUUCUGGCUCUAACCUGGACGCAUUGUCUGCCUUGCUUAAUUUGGUCCCAAGACUCCUGCCAGCAUAAUUGAAGCACAGGAUUGCAUUAUGAGAGCCUCGGCACGCUCACCUGGGAGUCAGCCCCAUUGCAGUAAGGCUUGCUUCUAAGCAAAUGUGCAUUGUGCUGUAAGCCUUUCAUGCAGGGUUUCUCAACCUUGGGACCCCAGACGUUGUUGGACUGAAGGCUGCUGUGGCUGGGGGUGAUGGGAGUUGUAGUCCAGCAACAUUUGGGACCCAAGGCCGAGAACCCCCCUGCUUUUGUUGAGCAAUCUACUGCUAAAGGCUGCAAACGUCGACAUGUUUGAUAGGGAAGUGAGAAAGCCCAGCUGAACACAGUUAGACUUACUUCCAAGGAAAUGUGCACAGGAUUUAGGGUUGCCAAAUGUCUCUCAUUACGCGGGACAUCCCUCAUUUCAGGGAUGAAAUUUUGGUCCCUAUAGGGACAGUAUUUGUCCCUCGUUUUGGUAGCGGGGCGAGCAGCUUCUUAUUUUGAGAAGGUUUUGGUUAAAAAGUGGUACAACUUGAAUAUGUUCUAGAUGAGAACAAUGCUGGCACUGUUCAAAAGCGUAUAAUUCAGUUAUAUAUGUCAGUGAUACUCAGGCUCUUGAUUACUACUGCAUACACCUGGUGCCCCCCCCCCAGCCAGCCCCCCCAAACUUGUGCCCCUCAUUCUGGCAAUGAAAUAUUGGCAACCCUAACAGUAUUCCUUCACAGCCCUGGCAUUCACAAGGGCCUCUUACAACAAGCCUCUCACCGGCAGCUUCCAAAGCUAGAAUGAAACUUGGUACUUGUUGCGAUGGGCCAGUAUUUUUGCACACGUAUACCCGAAAGUGGUGGGAUCAGCAGGAACGUCAAUGCCAUGAGAGGGGCACACGAUAUCCGGGAGCUUUUUCUACUCGUGACCGUUCUGCUCUCUCUCGUUCACAGUGGGGUCCCUUCCUGGAUUGGGCUGAGCUGCCAUUUUGGCCCCACUGGCCUUUGGGGUCAUCGUGGGUUGUAGCAAGCCGAGUGGGGAAACGCCCAGUGAGGCUGCUCGUGACAGAACUUGGCUGCCGUGAGCUUUUCAGAUGCCUCUGUGCGGUAGGAUUUGUCGGGGAAGGAAGGUGGAUUUGUGCCUCUUUGGGAUUUCUAUAAAUAUGCGUCUGCUUGAUUGUCCGCUCCUGCCCUUGAGGAUUGUGUGUCAAAAGUACAAUAAAAUCCAAAGUUGAAACUGAA
Molecule: messenger RNA, 7057 nt
Organism: Hemicordylus capensis (graceful crag lizard)
Lineage: Eukaryota; Metazoa; Chordata; Lepidosauria; Squamata; Cordylidae
Product: lysosomal alpha-glucosidase-like
Exons: 21
Coding region: 384-3164 (926 amino acids)
Biological process (GO): carbohydrate metabolic process
Molecular function (GO): carbohydrate binding; alpha-1,4-glucosidase activity
Source: RefSeq, a predicted model, not a curated record